Molecule: messenger RNA, 2190 nt
Organism: Gavialis gangeticus (Gharial)
Lineage: Eukaryota; Metazoa; Chordata; Crocodylia; Gavialidae
Product: TGF-beta receptor type-2-like
Exons: 7
Coding region: 192-1895 (567 amino acids)
Biological process (GO): transforming growth factor beta receptor signaling pathway; cellular response to growth factor stimulus; protein phosphorylation
Cellular component (GO): plasma membrane; signaling receptor complex
Molecular function (GO): activin receptor activity; metal ion binding; activin binding
Source: RefSeq, a predicted model, not a curated record
UCCAGUUCCUGGGCGGACCCCACACACAGCUGGAUUUGAAACAGCUGGAUCCGCCUUCCCUGUAAGUUUAGCCAGAAACUCCACAAAACCAGGAGUCUUGGGUUGAUAGGAAAAACACAGGAGACUGGUCAGACUGGUGGAGGAUGAAUUGAUCCAAACUGUGAAGCUGGAUUUCCAGUUGCUGGCAGAAAAUGGAUUACUGGAAGAGACUGGGUCUGAUUUCCCUACUGCUGCUAUCCUUCUCAUGUUAUGCCUGGACACGAAGGAAUCUGAAGACCAACUUGUGUAAGUGGUGUGACUACACAAUCCCAGUGUGUGAAGACAAGGUAUGCUACAGCAACUGCAAUUUGAACUCCUACUGUGAGAAUCCAUAUGAAAUCUGUGUGGCUAUAUGGAGACAAGACAAUGAGAGCAUCAGCAUCAGCACUCUCUGCCACAACCCACAGCUUCCCAUAGAAAACAUCAUGGUUCCCAAUUACAACACCUCCAGGUGCAUCAUGACCCACCUGCCAAGGGAGGACGGAGCAUUCUACAUCUGCGGCUGUGUAGACGAACAGGAAUGCAACGACAAGCUCAUCUUUGAAAAUCACACCAAUGGAUAUUCCAUGCAACAGAGCAAAGAGGUCAUCCCCGUGGCUGCAAUAAGCCUGCUCCCUCCUCUGCUAGUGGCUGUCAUGAUAACAGUUAUAUUUUACCUCUGCCGCACCCAAAAGCAGAGGAAGAGAGCCAAGGACUGGAGCCAGAAACACACACAACACCGGGCCUUGCCCGAGUCAGGGAAAGCUGCCGAGCAUGAUGAGAAGUUGUCGGUGAUGAUAGACGACAAUCACUCCCACAUGAGCUCAACCUGUGCCAACAGCAUCAAUCACAACACGGAGCUGCUCCCCAUCGAGUUGGACGAGAUGGUGGGGAAAGGCCAGUUUGCAGAGGUCUGGAGGGCCAAGUUGAAUCAUGCCAGCUCAGGGCAAUACGAGACAGUGGCUGUUAAGAUUUUCCCUUGUGAGGAAUAUUCUUCCUGGAAAAAUGAGAGCCAGAUCUUCACAGACACCAGCCUCAAGCACGAAAGUGUCCUUCAGUUCCUCACGGCAGAGGACAGAGGGUCUGGCCCGCGGAAGGAAUACUGGCUCAUCACUGCUUACCACAGCAGAGGGAACCUGAAGGACUACCUGUCCCGGCACAUACUGAGCUGGAUGGACUUACAAAAGAUGGCAGGCUCCCUUGUGAACGGCGUGGCUCAUCUGCACAGUGACUACACUGUGUGUGGCAGGCCAAAGAUCCCCAUUGCCCACCGGGAUAUCAAAAGCACCAACAUCCUGGUUAAGAACGAAUGUGAAUGCGUGCUCUGCGAUUUUGGCAUCGCCCUCCGACUCGACCCUUCCUUAACAGCGGACGACUUUGCCAACAGCGGACAGGUUGGCACUGCCAGGUACAUGGCUCCAGAAGUUCUAGAGUCUAGAGUGAAUCUGGAAGAUUUGGAGUCCUUCAAACAAAUGGAUGUCUACUCGAUGGCCUUGGUUUUGUGGGAAAUGGCCUCCAGGUGCGAGGUGGUAGGAGAGGUAAAGAGUUACGAGCUGCCUUUUGGGUCAAAAGUCCAGGAGCAACCCUGCGUGGAUACCAUGAGAGACAUUGUGCUGCAUGGCAGAGGACGCCCAGAAAUACCUAGUAACUGGCUUGUGCAUCAGGGAAUGCACUUUCUGUGCGACACCAUCACAGAGUGCUGGGAUCACGACCCCGAGGCUCGGCUCACCGCCCACUGUGUAGCUGAGCGGUUCAACUUGAUGGCGCAGAUGGACUGCGAUGACAUCCUCAACAACAACAUGGACAACGAGGCUGGCAAAACAGUUUGCCCCAGCAGCGAACGCCAAGCCAGUGAUGAGAACAGAAACAGCCAGUGACAGAGAGAGGCCUUCUACCAAAAUGAACAGGAGGAUAAAAGGCAAUCAUGUGGCUCUUUCAUAAAAGGCUGGAGUUCAUUUUCUUAAAAUGAACUUAAGAGCUGAGAUGUAACUUAUUUAUGAGACCAUUCACUGCAGGGGCACAACGCAAAGUGCUGUGGGCUCUAUACUUUGGCUGAAGUGCAACCUUGUAUAUGAAUAUAUUUUGUACUUGAGUGUAUAAUAAUGUAAGAUGUUUUCUUUACUAUUUUUAAAAAUGUUUCACCCUUUAUUAAUAAGUACCUGAAUCCCACGA